This is a messenger RNA of Gilbertella persicaria, 825 nucleotides long. Its product is annotated as ribosomal protein S2, flavodoxin-like domain-containing protein. Gene Ontology annotation, molecular function: structural constituent of ribosome. Bases 1 to 825 code for a protein of 274 amino acids. The record is from RefSeq and is a predicted model, not a curated record. The transcript has 4 exons. Gene Ontology annotation, biological process: ribosomal small subunit assembly; cytoplasmic translation. NCBI's taxonomy places the organism in Eukaryota, Fungi, Mucoromycota, Mucoromycetes, Mucorales, Choanephoraceae. Gene Ontology annotation, cellular component: cytosolic small ribosomal subunit; ribosome; 90S preribosome.
AUGUCCCGUGUUCCUUCCGUUCUUAACCCCACCGAAGAGGAUAUUAAGCUCUUGUUGAGUGCCCAAUGUCACAUUGGUACUAAGAACGUCAACACCCGUAUGACUCCUUAUGUCCACACCCGUCGUGCUGAUGGUAUUCACUUGAUCAACAUCGGUAAGACUUGGGAAAAGCUCAUCUUGGCUGCUCGUGUCAUUGCUGCUAUUGAGAACCCUCAAGACAUUGUUGUUGUCUCUGCCCGUCCUUACGGUCACCGUGCUGCCUUGAAGUUCGCCAGAUACAUUGGUUGUGAAGCCAUUGUUGGUCGUUACACUCCCGGUACUUUCACUAACUACAUCACCCGUUCUUUCCGUGAACCCCGUUUGGUGAUCUGUACCGACCCUCGUUCUGACUUCCAAGCCGUCCUUGAAGCUUCUUACGUCAACAUCCCUGUCAUCUCUCUUGCUGACACUGAUGCUGCCUUGAAGUACAUCGAUCUUGCUAUCCCCACCAACAACAAGGGUAAGCACGCCAUUGGUUUGAUCUACUGGCUCUUGGCUCGUGCUGUCCUCCGUCUCCGUGGUACUCUUGACUACGCUACUCCUUGGGACGUCAUGGUCGACAUGUUCUUCUACCGUGAUCCUGAGGAAAUCGAAAAGGAAAACGCUGAAGCUGACAUUGAAGAAGGUGAAUUCAAUACUGAAGCUGUUGCCAGCGAAUGGGCUGUUGAAGGUGAUGCUGCUGAAGGUGUUGCUGGUAUUGCUGCCGCUGCUGACUGGUCUGCUAACCAAACCACUGACUGGGCUGACGAAUCUGCUGCUCCCGCUCAAUCUUCUUGGGAAGCUUAA